UCGGCGAGAGUGGCAUGCUGUGUCGCCAGGGGUACGGUGCAGCUGUAAUCCUCCUAUACAUUCAGGAACGCUCAUCCUCAACUUCGCCCUUAUCGCAAAAGCGACCUGCCCUAGUCAUGCGUGUCCUCGCUGCACUGUCCGCCCUGCUCGUUGUUGCUGUCGCUUCGGUACACGCCCUCCCUGCUCCCAUCGAAAUCGACGAGGACUUCAUAAGCAGCGCCGGCUGGAAGCGUGAGGCGAACGCUGAAAUGUCAUAGCUAGCAUAUACACGACCGUGCUUUAGCGUUGGCGAGCCUCCGCAAUACACCAAGAUGCGGUGCUAAUGUCGUUCUGUCUUGCGCUGUUCAUGCUGCUAUAUAUACCCUACUUUCUGCUGCUAUGUAUGAAUAUUGCUCAGGGCAAGACUUCCACGGACUUGUCAGAUUAUCUGUAGCGUAUUUAAGCAUAAUAUCAGCAAAAUACGUCGGAAUCUCUCCACAGGCCUCGCGAGCUAACUGGCACGUAGUGAGCUGCUGGACUCCAGUGUCGAUUAUACCGGCUCCAACAAGCGCAAUUUAGAGCAUAACCAUGACCAACAACACUAUGGUGCCAUCACAUAUUGUUGGAGGAUGCAAGUAUACUCAGCUUU
Molecule: messenger RNA, 628 nt
Organism: Phanerochaete carnosa HHB-10118-sp
Lineage: Eukaryota; Fungi; Basidiomycota; Agaricomycetes; Polyporales; Phanerochaetaceae
Exons: 4
Coding region: 15-257 (80 amino acids)
Source: RefSeq, a predicted model, not a curated record